Messenger RNA from Vollenhovia emeryi, 2205 nucleotides. It is a transcript of the gene Tab2, whose product is annotated as TGF-beta-activated kinase 1 and MAP3K7-binding protein 3. Bases 110 to 1933 code for a protein of 607 amino acids. NCBI's taxonomy places the organism in Eukaryota, Metazoa, Arthropoda, Insecta, Hymenoptera, Formicidae. The transcript is spliced from 10 exons. The record is from RefSeq and is a predicted model, not a curated record. Gene Ontology annotation, molecular function: ubiquitin binding.
GUGUAGGAGGAGGUGGAGGAGGAAGUGCACAACAACGUUGCGGCCCGCACGUCGGACGUCCCCGAUGGUUGCCGUCCGGUAGGCCCUGCCAGGAGGAUGGGGGCCCACGAUGGGGGAGUGCCACUGCUCUAACAUCACUAUCAUGCAGCUGUUCCACGAGCUGAAGCAGCAGUUCCCCGCGCUCCCUGAUCACGUCGUCUCCCAGUGCAUCGCCCAGAACAGCCACGACCGGGAGACAUGCGCGAGAAGCCUGCGGGCCACCCAGGAGUCCCGUCCGUCGCCGGGCGCGUUUCCACCCCCAGCCCCGUGUAUCGGGGUGCAACAGCCGCCGCCACCGCAGCCACAACCGCAGCAGCAGGCGCAGCAGCAGCCACUCGCGUCGCAGCAGCAGCGUUGCUGUACGAUGAACCAAACGGUCGCGAGCAACGUCGGCGUCGGGCGCCCGCAUCGACCGGCGUCGUUGGACAUCGGUAUGACUCGUCGCUACCCCCCCGCAGGUUGCACCCGCACCGCUGCCGCCGUCGCCGUCGCGGCCGCGACGCCGGCGGCGUCGUCCAGCGGUAUCGCCGCCCCCUCGUCCGCCCCGGCCGCCUGCACGUCGCGCGGCUUCUUCGACGACGGUUGCACCGUCAAUAGCAACGGCAACGGCAGCAACGCGCCGCCCGGCUUCGAGCUCAACGUCAACGUCGCCUGCAGCCCCGCGGGCAAUCGCGAUUUUCGAACGGCACCGGCGAUCGGUGCCUGUAAACGAAGCGACCUCGUCGUCGUGCCACGACCUCAUUACGCCGAGCCACUGCUGGCCGCCGGGAAGUCCGAGACGCAGAUCGAUCACACGCGAAGUUACACGUCGGUCAGCUUGACCCUCCGGCCGCCCUCCUCCGAGCCGCAGCCCCCGAUCGAUAUUAGGUCGGAAGGAUCGAGUCUGACUUACUCGACCUCGUCCUUGGACCCGCGUGGCUUCCAAAGCCGCCUGCAGAUCAGCAUCGGUCCUGGAAACGUUGGUAGCGUGGCGGCGGCGAGGAUCAGACCGCCGAUGACUAAGUCAGUCUUACCGCCGCCGUGGAUUCCAAGCCCACUGCGGUCGCCUGAACUUCCGCCAGAACCGCCGAGCCAAUUGCCAAGGCCUACGACGACGAUGAGCGCGCCGACUACACCCUCCAUACCGCCGACGACGAGCAUCGUCCCAGGCUGCAGCCUUCCGACGACGCCGUCCGGGCCCGCGACGAGCAGCGGCGUCGCACCUCUCGCUGCCGCCGCCGCCGCCGCCGUCGUCUCCUCCUCCGUCGGGGACCACGCGGCUUCCGAUCGGAACCGAUCGCCGUUGUGCCAAGUGGAGGAGCAUCAAAAGAAAUUAGUCGCGGAGCAAUUGGCUAGGAAGGAAAGACUCGCUAGGGAACUGAGAGCUGAGAAGGGACGACUCGAAGCGAUGAAGAAGGAGGUGCAGGCAUUGGCCCGACCGGUGGAUCCCUCGGUAUCGCCGCAAGAGCUGACGAGAAAGCUGAGGAGCGAGAUAUACAUGCUGCAAGUCGAGUGCGACAGAUUGGCCGAAGAAGUUGACCAGUGGUCAGACAGACGAGUACCAUUGGGCGAGACCAACGAGGAGUUUUAUCAGGGCAUUUAUACCGGCCAGUCGUUGCCGGCGAGAGUGCUGAAUCUGCACCCGCCGCGCUUACCAAGUCAACCACCGGCAUGGCGGCCGGAGCAGCCGACGACGGUCGCGAGUGAUAACCGGGAGGAACGGGACGAGCCUUCGUGGGUCUGCAACAUGUGCACCUUCGACAAUCAUCCAUUGAUGAAUAAGUGCGAAGAGUGCGACAUGCCGAGACUGUUGAACCGCGGCGGCAGUGCAGGGGAGACGCAAGAUAUUCAUAUAAGAGUAACGCAUCACCACAAUUUCUCGCCGCGACAUAUAGUGCACAGUUGGGUGGUAUGAUGCGAACUGAAUUAGAAGUUUUCAAAGAGCUGUACAUAAAUAUUUAAAAAAAAACUACUAUUUAAAUAAACAAAUUUUGUAGGGGUUAAGCGAUUGCAAUAGAGCAUACGUGACUAAUGUAAUUUAAUUUAAAUUUUUUAUUUACGGUUAAUGCACAUUGCCCGCUUUCUGGCGAUUACAUUUCUGUCUUCUCGAGGCAAUCUCUACGCGUCUACGGAUUUUCAUGUAUCGCAGAAUAAAUAGGCGCAAGCGCAACAAGAGAUACAUUCGAA